Suillus subaureus is the source of this 248-nucleotide messenger RNA. RefSeq lists its product as uncharacterized. The record is from RefSeq and is a predicted model, not a curated record. The transcript has a single exon. Lineage: Eukaryota; Fungi; Basidiomycota; Agaricomycetes; Boletales; Suillaceae. The annotation marks the transcript as partial.
CACGCCCUGCCCAAUCCCGCUGACUUGCUGGAACCCACUUCUCAUCAUAAUUCUAAUUCAACACCUUUCUUGCUGCAGGCUGAUGGAUGGAUCAUGGGACCCAAUCAUCAGCUCCUUUUCUGGGUGCCUCCCGCUUCCCGACGUCCAUUUUAUACUCCUUGGACUUCAUUGGUGAUUCCCAGAGGACAUCCCGAACUUGAUUUGAGCCGCAUGGCACAUGGGACACACUGGUCGAGUUGCCGAGAUGC